GCCACUCUUGUAUAUAGUUUUAUUAUCAUGUAAUCUAGUUCUUAUAACCACAUGAGGAUAGGUUAUUAACACAGCAAUUGCUAUAUAAUAUAGAUUAUAAGAAUGAUUACAUUUUGAUAAUAUUGAGGCUUUAAGAAUAUCGAUUGGGGAAAGUUAUCCAUUCUUAUCAGUAUAAUUCUAUUUCAAUUUCUCAUAUAUUGGAAAUUAUACUGCUACAUGAGAUAAACCUAAAACAGUAGCUCCAAGACCUUUAUAUAAAGCUAAGAAGCCUUCCUAAAAACUAAAUAAAUUGAUUACUUCUCUAUAUAAACUAAUCAAUCCUUUAAAAACACUUGUAUAUUUUGGAUUAUUAUGAUCAUGCAAGUAUUAUGUUUACAUUCUAGUUCUGAUUAGCUUUAAAUAUGAGUUAAUUUGAUUGAUAUACCCAUAAA
This is a messenger RNA of Paramecium sonneborni, 431 nucleotides long. NCBI's taxonomy places the organism in Eukaryota, Ciliophora, Oligohymenophorea, Peniculida, Parameciidae. The record is from the annotation of a GenBank genome assembly.